GGUCACAGAUACAAAAUGCGGUUGUUUAGUCUCUUAAUUUAUGGAUUCGCGGUGGUCUGUGCGCAGGCCGAGCAGGACGUGCAAUUGGAGAUUCCUCAGGGCAUCCUUAAAGGGUUAAAGACUGAGACCGUGCUUCAUAACAAGCCUUACUACAGUUUCAGAGGUAUCCCGUACACCAAACCGAAUGUCGGACCCAACAGGUUUGAAUCACCAGAGCCGGCGGAACCUUGGGAAGGUGUGUACGACGCAACCAAGUAUCGUCCGCCUUGCCCGUUUUAUUGCAUGAUCAGAAAAGGUCUAAUUGGCGAAGAGGACUGUCUCUAUUUAAACGUUUACACACCGGUUCUCGAUAAAGAAGCUCAUAAACCUGUUAUGUUGUGGAUUCAUCCUGGUGGCUGGAACGGCGGCAUAGCAGACGAUACCAUGUUCGGGCCAGAUUUCUUAGUAGAAGACGACGUGGUGGUUGUUACUUUUAGUUACAGGUUUGGUGCACUUGGGUAUUUGAACACGGGAGACAAAAGUGCGCCGGGAAACGCUGGGAUGAAAGAUCAAGUGAUGGCACUGAAAUGGCUGAAGGAUAAUAUUCAUUAUUUCGGUGGUUCUCCGAGCAGAGUCACUAUUUUCGGUGCAAGCUCAGGCGCUGCUUCUGCCCUGUAUCAUAUGGUGUCUCCCAUGUCUGAAGGUCUGUUCAAUUCUGUCAUACUACAAAGUGGAACAAUGCUUAAUCCGUGGGCGAUGACGUACAAUCCAAGGGAACAAGCUUUCAUGCUAGGCGAGGCCCUCGGUAUACAUACUACGGAUUCCGCGGAAUUAGUACAAAAAUUGACCGAAUUCGACGUGAAAGAUAUUAUCACGGCUACUACGGAAAUAACUCAGAAACAGAAUGGGUUGAACGGACACAUGAACGUUUUCGUGCCGAGCGUGGAGGUAGACUUGGGACAGGACGUGUUUUUGUCGAACGAUCCUUGGACGUUGUUGAAAUCUGGAAAAAUAGCGGAUGUGCCUGUAAUUUCUGGUGUCAAUGCCGAUGAGUGCGCAUUUUUCGCACCAUUAUUAAUCGACGCUAUUGAAAUACUGAAUUCGGAACCGGAGCAAUUUUUGCCAGACGAUUUGAAUUACACUAGCGCAGAUGCGAGAAAGGAGGCUGGACAAAACUUGAAGAAAUUCUACUUUGGGGACAAACAAGUCUCCAAGGAGGAUCUAAACGAAUAUACCAAAAUGUUGAGCGACGUGUACUUUAAUGCUGGGGAGCUGUUGUCACUCGAUAUCAUGAAAAAUCGAAUGUCGUCCCCUAUUUAUCAAUAUAUGUUCACCUUCGAUUCACCGACUGGUUUCAUGAAAAAUCUGUUCGGUGUUCGCGACGGAGUUGCACACGGCGACGAGUUGGGCUACUUGUUUUAUUCCAAUGCCUUUAAGAAUCUGCCAGAACCGGGAUCCAACACAGCGAAAAUGACAAACAUUUUUACUAAACUUUGGACGAAUUUUGCUAAAGACCAAAAUCCAACGUCGCACCUGGACGAAGAUAUCACAGUGACUUGGGAACCAAUGGGGAACGAGAAUAAUUAUCUUAAUAUCAACCAGGCACUGAAGAUGGAGAAGAAUCUGAUGAGGGAUAAGCAUGAUUACUGGAAGAUGAUAUACAAAGACAUUAUGCCCUGAUUUCUCCUAUGCACAUACUAUUAUCAGUAUUCAUAGAUAAUUGGUUUAAGUGAUAAACACGUAAUUGUAUAAAAUUAUAAAAUAUAAUCUCGUUACUUCAAAAC
Molecule: messenger RNA, 1763 nt
Organism: Ceratina calcarata
Lineage: Eukaryota; Metazoa; Arthropoda; Insecta; Hymenoptera; Apidae
Product: esterase FE4
Exons: 9
Coding region: 16-1659 (547 amino acids)
Source: RefSeq, a predicted model, not a curated record